UCGUAAGGAUUUUUUAAGUAUUGCUACGCAUGUGAACAAACGAUAAAUACAUUAAAAUGGAUAGCUAGGAUAAGCAAUGGUGUCAUUAAACUUUGUUAUUUCCAAAUGGCUGAAUUCGUUCUACUCUGAAAGAGCAUGUAACUGAAGGGUUUUUAAGUAAUCAGCAAGAAUUUUGUAAAGUUCCCAUAAAAAAAUAAAAAAAAAUUAACGAAUUUGGACUCUGUAAGAUGAAGCGUUAAGAAUUUUAAAAACUGUGUUAACUACUCAUUAAUCAUAAUGCAUGGGAAAUAUAUAAUAAAAGCUUAGUUUUCUGUAUUUAAUCAAGCUAACCCUAUAUAAUGGACCAACUCAAUCUCUUCAGCUUACUCACAAGAACUCACCCAAAUAGCCAAGAAAAUGGGAACUCCACCCAUCCAACACAUCAAUCAAGACUCAGCCACCGAAGUCAAGCUUGAAUCAGCAAAAAAUCUAGUGACUUUGAAAGUUCAAGCAGGGGAUGAUCAUGAAGUUUACUACAGAGUGAAGCGCGAUUUUCCUUUAUGUCACAUGAAACUCGACUACUGCAACCGCCUUGGUCUCGAAUAUGGAGCUGUUCGUUUUGUGUAUGGUAAAGCUGAGGUUCCGGGUGCUAAAACUCCUGAUGAUCUUAUGAUGAAGAAUGGAUGUACCAUUAAUGCUUGGGUUGACAAGAUUGGGGGCUGAUACAAAUUUUCAAGUUUAUGGGAAUGAAGAAGGGACUUGCUUAAGUUAUUUUACUGGUUUGUCUUGUUUUUAUUGCUUUCAUCUUUCCUUUUGUUCAUAUGGUUUAAUCAUGACGUGCUAUGGUAAUAGUAAUGUAUAAAUAAAAGCUAAUGAGUGUUUUCUUAACCUCUCUAGUAUUUGAGAAACACCAAGUUUAUUAUUGUUCAUGUCACAAUUUCAAAUAUUCCAAA
Chenopodium quinoa (quinoa) is the source of this 932-nucleotide messenger RNA. RefSeq names its product small ubiquitin-related modifier 3-like. The transcript has a single exon. Lineage: Eukaryota; Viridiplantae; Streptophyta; Magnoliopsida; Caryophyllales; Amaranthaceae. Gene Ontology annotation, molecular function: ubiquitin-like protein ligase binding; protein tag activity. Gene Ontology annotation, cellular component: nucleus. The record is from RefSeq and is a predicted model, not a curated record. Gene Ontology annotation, biological process: protein sumoylation. Bases 397 to 702 code for a protein of 101 amino acids.